Diprion similis is the source of this 1094-nucleotide messenger RNA. RefSeq names its product steroid receptor RNA activator 1-like. The record is from RefSeq and is a predicted model, not a curated record. Gene Ontology annotation, cellular component: nucleus. Gene Ontology annotation, biological process: regulation of transcription by RNA polymerase II. The transcript is spliced from 3 exons. The coding region runs from base 139 to 846 and encodes 235 amino acids. NCBI's taxonomy places the organism in Eukaryota, Metazoa, Arthropoda, Insecta, Hymenoptera, Diprionidae.
UCCAGAUACGACAUACAUGCCGCUAUGCUGGCAAGUGGCAUGUGCGCGCAUCUGGCAUUUAUUACCGUAGUCGUACACAGCUUCACAUCUCGUACCUAAUCUCUGCUGGUGUCCGUUGUCGAUCACCUUUGCCAGAAAAUGGACAAAAAACCCACCGCAGGUGAACCGAUUCCAAUUUCUACACAAAAGUGCCUCUCGGCUUCGCACGAUCCUGGGUGGAAUGAUCCGCCGAAAUGGGCUUAUUCUCAGUCCCCCACUACGUCUUCCAGUCCGUCGAAAAGAAUUUUGAAUAAAAGAGUAGCCUUUCCACUGGGUUCCGCUCCGCCGACGUCCAGUUUUGACCCCAAUCAGCCACUAAAUCCUCCGCCGGCAAACCUUCCUCCCCCUCCUUUAAUUGCGAGAAGAUGGAGCACAGAACCGCCUCUGACGACUGUGGCACGUUUUACUGGAAUCGACAAAGAGCAGGCCUUAACCGAUUCGCUGAACAACUUUGAGGAGGUGAUAAAUGAGAAUGAGGAACUUAAACGCGAGGGAGAUGAAGUUAGGCGGAGAUUGAACCUCAUGAAAACUGCCUGGGUGGAAGAUAAACUUGGCGAAAGUAUUCGGCAGAGUGUUCUCGAACUAUCCAAUGCAUUGAGAAAAAAAGACGUCGAUACUGCAGACAAAAUUCACGUGUCCUUGAUGAUGGAUCACACGGCGCUGUGCAGUUCGUGGAUUCCGGGAAUCAGACACAUGAUAUUGGCCGAGCGGGAAAAACACCUCAAACGCAAGCAAUCGGCGGACGAUAAUUCGAGCCCUCUUCUAUUCCCUUGUGAAAUCGGGCCUAGCACGCAAUCGACGCAAUGAACAUUUUAACCAAAUAGAACGUUGAAAACCGCAUAUGUGUGCAUAUGAUGUAUGCAUAUUACCGUUAUUUUAGGGCGAAUUUACCACUGACGAAGUAUUGAUUUCCGACGGCAAGAUCAUUUUACUUAUUCCUUAAACUAUAGUUACAAGAUGUAUUAAACGCGCAUGGCGCACCAAGACUGUGAUUUGGUAGAAUUCGAGGUGAUUAUCAUUUGAAUAUCAGUAAAUGUACAAUACCAUAAAUUGAA